This is a messenger RNA of Dimorphilus gyrociliatus, 3640 nucleotides long. NCBI's taxonomy places the organism in Eukaryota, Metazoa, Annelida, Polychaeta, Dinophilidae. The record is from the annotation of a GenBank genome assembly.
UAUGAACAUAAACCAGCAAGCUUACUUUUCAAAAGUAAGACCUUGGGUAUUCCCAAAUAUGUUUGAAAAGAGGAGCAUUGACAUAUCUCCAGAAAGAAAUGAUGAAUUUGUGAAACAAUUGACAAACCAACUUAACUUCAUUGCAGGAUUCAUUUCAAAACAAAAGAAAUCAUAUAAUGAAAUUGUUGAUUUAAAGGCUGGUCUCUUUUUUAAAGAUCGAGAAAUGUUUACAAAAGAGGCAGAAGAGGAAUGCAAAAAGAAAUAUGCAACAUUUCAACAAUCUUUACUUGACAUCUAUCAACAACAAUGUGAAAUGUUUCUUGAUCUCAACAAUUAUGAUAACCUGUUUAUCUUUAAGAGAUAUGUCAAUGAUAGACAAUUAAAGAAAGCUUUAAGUACUAUAAAGAAGGAAUACAGCUCUGAGGAAAAUUUCAACAAUUUUCAAGAAAAGGUUAUAGAAUUUUUUUCAGAGGCUAAUUCUUCUGCUUCUAAUUCUCAAGAAGAAAAUAAAAUAAAUAAAAAUAUUGAAGAAACAGAAACAGAGGAAACUGAUAUACAUAAGACUCUUGAUAAUCUACAUUGUCCUGAAAUAAUUGAAAAGCAAAAUGAUAAAGAAAAUACAACAGAAAUAACUAAUAAUGACCAGUCAAACCAAGAAGCUACAAUAGAAGAGUAUGUUGAAAUUGAACAAGAAGAUCAUAGCAAUAAUGAGGAAAUUGUAACAAUUGUACCAAUAAAGCAUAUUUCAAAUGUUAGAAAGGAAGAAAUACAAAAAAUAUUACAAGUAACUGAUCAUUCAAGAAAGUUUACAAACACUCAAGUUCUAAAUAGAAAUUAUUACAACAGAGAUUUGAAACUUUCUGAAAUGUUUUCUAAAAUUGGAUUCAAUUUUAAAACAGAAACUGAAGCAAAAAAUCAUGCAAAGCUUCUCAAACCAAUAAAAGAAAUAAAUUCUGACAUUAUGAUUUUGGGAAAUAGCUCAUUUAGAGAUGUCAAUAUUAAAAAUUUAUGCUCUUUAAAACUAUUAAAUGAUUUAGAGAACUACAGUUUAACAGUUGUUAACAUCAGUAAAUUGUUAGCAAUAGAUUUGGAAGAAAUUGUUGGAAAAUGGAACUUGGAUUUUAAAAUUCUUAUUCUUCAUGUAAACCUAAAUGGAGUUGAAGUUGAUAGUUUUUUAAAUUUAGUAAAUGGAAAAUUUACUGAUUCCAAAAAAAUCAUAUGCUCAAUUCCUUACACAAAUAGAGAACAUAUACCAAAACCAGAGGAAUUUACAAAAUUGCAGCAAUUUGGUUUGAAAAUAUUGGAUCUGACAAACUUGGAAUCUUUGGGAUAUAAAGAAAAUCCUACAGGAAAGUCAAAAGGGAAGCAUUUAACAAAAACUGCACAGGAAUUUUGUAUCAAUUUAUGCCUAAAAUGCUGUUCUGAAAGCUUAAAUGGAAACCAGGUAGAAAAUUUCUCUAUUUACAACUUCAAUAGCAAUAAGUACAUUGUUAAUUUAAGUAAAUAUGAAAUUCCCAGAGAUGUUGAGGAAUUCUUAAAUUUAGGUUUAAAGUUUACUUUUCACCAACAAAGUAAAAGCAAUUGGCAAAAAAUAUCUACAUUAAAUUUAGAGGAAUUUUUUAAAAGGUUGAUUUUCGUUGAUAAACAUAUUGAAGGUGAAAGUGAACCUUUAGUAAAAGAUUGGAGACCAAAGAAACAAAAAUCAGAAUUAACACAAUCAUUUUCAGACAUUUUUUUAGAUGACUGUAUAAAAGAUUUUAAAAUUGAUUGUAAAAGGUAUUUGAAACAAUUUCAAUUCAAUAACAUCAACAACCCUAAAAAUAAUAAAAACUUUAAACUCAACAAUCAGACACUAAUGGAAAGUUUAAAAUCAUUUUUCUCAUUAGACAUUAUAAUAAAAUCUUCUGACAAAGGAUCAUGCCUUGUUAUUCAGAAUAGAGAGGACUACUUAAAAAUGUGUCAACAUCUAAUAUCUGAUGAAGAACAAUAUUGCCUUUUAACAAAUGGACAUGUUUUUACUAAACAAAAUAUUAAAUACUAUAAAGAUCUACUGAAAAAGUAUAAAUAUUGUAUUGAAAGUAGUCACUUAAAUGCACUAUUGGACUCAUUAAAAGAUUGUAAACCAAGAAAUUUCUAUGCUCUUCCAAAAAUUCAUAAGGAACAACAAACUGAUUGGAUUGUACCCUUUUCAAUUCCAAAAGGCAGACCAGUAAUUUCAUGUUUAAAUAGUGAAACUUAUGAAAUAUCAAGAUUUAUUCACCAUCUACUCUAUCCAAUAAGUAAACUUCAUCCUUCUUUCAUUGAAAAUAGUACAGAUAUUUUACACCAUCUUCAAGAUUUAAUAAUACCAAAUGAUGCCCUUCUAAUUACAAUGGAUAUAAAAAGUAUGUUCUCUAUAAUUGAUACACAUUCUGGAUUAAAUGCUAUUGAAUAUUUCCUUGAGAAAUAUUCACCAUUUGGAAAAGACAAUCAGAUAUUCAAAGAAUUUAUAAUCAAUACUUUGAAAUAUAGCCUUCACAGAAAUCACUUUCUAUUCAAUGGACAAUUUUAUUUGCAAAAACUUGGUUGUGCAAUGGGUCAAAGUUAUGCUCCUGCCUAUGCAAAUAUUUGGAUGGCUUGGAUAGAAGAAACUAUAAUAGCCAACUUUCAACCAUUUCCUUUUUUAUACAAAAGAUAUUUAGAUGACAUUUUUAUUAUUUGGACAGAUUCAAAAAAAGAAUUUGAUAUAUUCUAUGCAAAGAUCAACAAUAUAAAAAAGAAUUUAAAAUUUAAAGUUCAAAUUGAAAAAUCUAAAAUUUCUUUUUUGGAUUUGACAUUCUUCAAAGGAACAAAAUUUCUUCAAACUGGAAAACUUGACUAUUCUAUACACUUUAAAAAUUGUGAAACAUUCAAUUUAUUAAAUAGAAAUUCUCUACAUCCUCCCUACACUUUUAAAGGAAUUUUAAAAGCACAAUUUCAAAGAUUUUACAUAAAUAGCUCUUCUCCCUUCCUUUACAAUUACACUUGUGAACUUGUAAAAAAAUCUCUACAAAGACAAGGCUAUUCCCAUAAAGAAAUUAAAACAGCAAUAAAAAAAGUAAGAAGGACCAACUUAAAAAUGACCAAAGUUAAUUCUGUAAUAAUUCCAAAGGAUAACCAAAUAUUUUCAACAAUUCUCAAAGAAAGAAUUUUAGAUAUUUCAGAUAAGAUUCUUAUUGGAGAUGGUAACAGAGUUGUUAGAAGAAGAAAUACAAUUGAUUUGAAUGAUCAACAACAUUCAGUUCUGUUCAUUAUUCACUGUAAAGAAUGCCAGAAAAAUAUGAUAGCCUAUUUACAACCUGAUUUUGGAAAGCACAUCACCAAUAUACUAUUAAUGAACUUGACAAAGUUAAAUAAUGAUUGUCUUUCAGAAAAUUUACUUAAUCAUGAUCAUCUCUACAAAAAUGUUAGAAAAAAUAUUCUACUCUUUCCAUUGGAACAAAUCAGAGAUACUUCAAUUUUAUUAAAUCAUAUUCAACAAUUAGUCUACAAGGAGAAUAUAAAGAAUAUAUUUUAUCAUCCUUUUGGACUUGCAAAAUUUACUGUAAAUCCUCCAUUUAGAAAAAUUCCUCUAAUAUUACCUUACAAAAAAAAUCUUUCUCCUUUAAUAACAAUGCCAUAA